AUGGACCAGCAAGAAACUUCAGAGAACCCUAAUGAUGGAGAAAUCGAAUUCCUGGAGGAUGAUUUUGAGGAAGUUGUAGACUUUGGCGAUGAAGGCGACAACGGUGAAGGUAUAUAAAAAUGCACGUGGGAAUGAUCUAAGAAAUGCCCAUAAAUCAAUAGAUUGUUGUCAUCAUUUUUGUCGAUUGUGGGUUUAUAUAGAAACAAAAUAUUUCCAUUUCAUACCAGUAGUAGUGCAUAUUACGUUACGCGCUCGCCCUCUAGCGUUGAGUGUAGUAGGUGAAAUAAAAUGUAAAAUUAAUUAUUACACUAAAGUGGAUGGAAUAGCCUCGGACAGGCCUUUCUUAUAGCUUGUAUGUUUUGUUUCCCCAAUCCAGACCACGUGUUCGAAAUGGGAAAGCAAAACACACAAGCUUGAUUUGUGACAAAAAUCGCUUUGUAAGGAAAUGUUGACCUGAAGUUAUCAUUAUCAUUUUUGCCAUUGAUUCUCACAGUCUCGUUGAGCUCGUAUUCAGUGUAAAAAAAAGGAGUGAUGUAAAACAGGAGUCAAAACAUCAGAGGCUAGGGAAAACAAGCAAAAAAAUCCCUUUAUGCACAGAUGAUGACAGGCUUUAUAACCAACUAAAUCAUCACCAUCAUUCUUUUUGUUAUCCUUGUAAUCAACCAUGUACAUUUCCACUUAGUUAAUCAUACUGCUAAUCACCACCAUCAUCACGGUCAUCAUCAUCAUCAUCAUCCUCAUCAUCAUCCUCAUCAUCCUCAUCAUCAUCAUCUACAUCAUUAGUAUCCUCAUUGAUGUAUUUCAUUUUAUUAUAUUGUCAUUAUCUUUACUGUUAUCAUGCAUAACUAUUGUUAUUUUUCAGUAAUUUUUUUUUUUUUUUAUCAGAUGGACUGGCCAUUGGGAUAGAAGAUGUUGAUGUCGGUGAAGAAGGGGAUGCAAAUGGUGACAUGUAUGCAAAAGAUGAAAAAGAUGAUGCGGAAUUGUGCUACAUGAAGCAUACAGGUAAUACAUAUAACAUUAACAUGUACUAAACUACAAGAAAAUUGUCCCCUUUACAGUUAUAAGUGAGAUGAAUGGCAGGCCAGGGAACUCCCCAGUUUCUGCUCUGCUCCCUGUAUAUUUACGCUCUGACUGGAUUGAUUUGCUCUCCUUCAUGCAAUUAACGAAGGACUGUUCUAGGGUUCAUGAUGUAUGAUACAACUAUUUCUUUUUCUCAUUAAAAAGUAACUCAAAAAUGGAUGGGGAACAAGUUUUUGACAUAAUUUUGCUCUUAUGCAAUUAUGUUAUUGAUCAAAAUAAAAUUCAGGUUAAAAUAUUUAUUUUUUAACCUACCGUGAAUCCAAAAAAGCUAAAUAAAUAAAUGAAACUUGUGUACAUGACAUAGAGUGCAUGUGUUAUUUCAAUACAGUGAACAUACUAACCAGUUAUAAUGCAUGCAUUUAUUCAGCCAUGAACAUUAAUUUUAUUAUAGCUGAUUUUUUUGUUAAAUGUCAAUGUUGUCAUCAGCUUCAAUAUUCUCAGUGUCACUGGACCCAGUUAACAAUUCUAUGGCAGUUACUGGAGGCGAAGAUGACAAGGCGUAUGUUUGGAGAAUACAAGAUGGAGAGACACAUAUGGAAUGUCUUGGUAGGUUUUGAUAAAGUGGAGGACAUUAUGGGCCAAAUAUUUAAACGAAGUCUAACUUAAGCCACGGUUUAACGAAUCUUUGAACCUCCAGAUCUCAGUCUUUGGUGGGUUGUUUUAAGAAGAUUAAUGUUUUUCUAGUGUUCUCUGUAUGCUUUCAUAAAACUGUUGAUGACAAAUGAUGUUUCAGUUUAGUUAAAAUCGUUGGGCAAAUUGAAAAUGACUUAGAACGCGGUUUUAUUAAACACUGGCUAAACUACGUUUAAAUAUUUGGCCCUAUGCGUGUUGAAGUAAAUCAGCAAAUACUGCCAUGCUCUGUCAAAAAAACUCAAAUACUUUAAUACAAUUCUUCAGUUAAUUAAAUGACUAAAACAACUAACUACACCAUAUAAGAAAUUAUUUGCAAUGUAACUGCAAAUAAAUUCCAGCUUACCAAAAUGAAAGCUAGCCUCAUUUCAGAUAGGAGCAAGCAAAAUACUGUAUUUUCAGCUUACUGCACACUGGCAACACACCCUCUCCCCCACUAAGCAUUUGAUAAAUGGAAGUUUCUCUUGUCUUUUUUUGUCAUAAAGGUCACAAGGACUCUGUGACUUGCACAGCAGUCAGCCAUGAUUCUAAGUUUGUUGCCACUGGAGACAUGAGUGGUCUGAUCUUAGUCUGGGAUGUUGCAACAAAAAAGCAAGUUUGGAACUUUGAAACCACAGAUCUAGAGGUACAAUUAAAAACUUACAUGUACAGUUGCUGUUGAACUGUACUUAAAUCUAUAAAGGUACACUGAGGAGUGAGGGAGGACCUACAAGCUGACCAAUGUAAAGAAGAACUUCAUUUUAUAAUAAAUUACAUACUAUAUUCUUCACUGAGCAUAACCUACCUGUGUUCGGUCUAUGUUUACUUUAAACCCAACUAAGAUUACUUAAUCUUUGGAUCUUAAAUUGUUUUGCAACAAUGCUGAAUGUUUAUUUUGGAGUCUGAUACUUCAGCAAUGCAAGAUUUAUGUAAUUUGUGAUGUAGUAUUUCGACCAUUUACAUCCAUCUCACUGACUUCUUGCUUUAUGUACAUGUAGUAUUAGUAGUAGUUAUCAUCAUUAUUGUUAUUGUCAUCCUUAUUCUUGCUAAUUUUUGGAUGUCUGGUGAUUUAAAUAUUAGGGACGACACGUGUAUAAAUUAGUGCAAGAUAUAAAAGGAAGAAAUAUCUACGUACGAAACAGCACUGUCACAAUAAAUAAUGAUUACUUCUGAGGCCUGAACUCCUGUGAAGUUGUAGAUAAUAUUUUAUUCAUAAAUAGAAGUUAAAACUAAACAAGUAGAAGAACAUAGAUAAUAUUUAAACUUAAGUUGUUAUUUCUGCUUUUCAGUGGUUAGAGUGGCACAAGGAAGCUCAUGUAUUGCUUGCUGGAACAGUUGAUGGUAGCGUGUGGAUGUGGAAAAUACCCAGUGGAGAUUGCAAGACUUUUCAGAGUCAUGGAUGCAGAUCAACUUGUGGAGUACUCAUGAAAGAUGGUACAGGAAUAUAUAUAUAUUUUUAAUUUAAUCACUUCUACCAUAUGAGGUGGAACACAGCAGAACAGGGUUCUAAUUUAAGCAUGUUCUUACAGAUAACCCACCCAGCCCAGAAGAGGUUGGCCACACCACCGGGGUAUACACUCCUACUCUAUUUGAACAGUGGUGUGAUUUCUUUUACAUCACUCAAGAAUCAGAUAAGUGAAAGUGCUGUGAGACGGGACCUACAGUUUUUCAUCCUUGUUCGAGAAGAGUAGAAAGUCUAACCAUUUGCAGAAGUCGUUGUAAAGGCAACAAUGUCUCCUCAGUUAUUUUAAAGACCAUGAGUGCUGGUCCGGCCGGGGUUUGAACCUGCAACCACCCUCUCAACAGAGGGGUGCUCUCCCAACUGAGCUAACCACGUGGUGGUUUCUGAAAAUUAAAAGUUUAGACAUACCCCCUGGAACAGUGAUAGAGUACUAGUAUAGUAGAGAGACUAUGAUAGGGUAAAACUCCAACAAGCAACAUGACCUUGAAACAAAUGACAUAAGACAGCUGAAAUGGCAGCGAACAAAUUUCAUACAAAUUACCGUAUUGAUAACUUCAUCCCCAGGUAAAAGAGCUACUGUAGGAUACGAGGAUGGCAGCCUUAAACUUUGGGAUUUGCGACAAGGAAUUCAUACCUUCCAUCUAUCAGGUAACUACAGAAACUUUCAUCAGUAACAUUGGUAUUGACAGUAACAUUCUGGAAUUGAGAUUUAGCAUAGCAUUAACUCUUACUUUACUUUGACCAUGUUUUUAUUUACGUCAAGGCAUACACUGGACAUUGACACUUGUAAUGAUAUACAGUCGACUCUCUCUUAAUGGACACCUCUAUAAGAUGGACACCUCUGUAAAACGGACACCUAGAGUUGGUCCCUGCCUUUCUUUACCCCUUUUAUUUGACUCUUAAGAUAAACAUCUUUCUAAGAUGGACACUUAGUACUGGUCCCAAAGGUGUCCGUCUUAGAAAGAGUUGAGUGUAGUUAUUAUCUGACAUUCGUUAAUGUUGAUAUCUCAGACAUGGACACUAAUGAUAAGGAUGACAGUUAUGCUGACAUUAUCAUGAACAUCACCAACAGAAUCCUCAUAAUGUUACUGUCAUCCUCAUUAUCUGUCAACAUCACCAUCAUCAUCUCUCAUCAUCACUCAUCGCUCAUCAUCAUCAUCAUCAUCAUUGUCCACUCCCUAUAUCCACUUAGUUGGACAGUAAGAAACAUUGACAUUGACAUGUACAGUUACAUAAUUAUCAUAUCCUAAAUACAGUCAACUCUCUGUAAGAUGGACACCUUCGGGACCGGCACUAAGUGUCCGUCUUAGAGAGGUGUCCGUCUUAUAGAGAGUCAAAUAAAAGGAGUAAAGAAAGGCAGGGACCAACUCUAAGUGUUUGUAUUACAGAGGUGUCCGUCUUAUAGGGGUGUUCGUUAAAAGAGAGUCGACUGUAUGGGUUUUCUAUGAAUCAAACAAUAAUGUAACUUUGUAGAUGGGACUGCACAUCAGGGAUCAAUAACUUGCAUAGAUGGAAACAGAGAUAACGUGCUUGUAGCAACAGGAUCAGAAGACUCUACUGUCAAAAUAGUGAACACCAACACUGGCAAGGUAAUUAAACAGGUCACAGAAAAAAAUCGCUAAGAACAAAAUGUCUUAAAAACCACUUAACAUGCAUGGUACACAGGAUAUGUUUGUGGGAGGGUAAAGACUAAGUGGAUUCAAAGAAAUGGUACAUUUUUGUAUCUCUAAACUCGACAUUGAAUCACAACUUUUUUGCAUGGAACAAGAGCGGCAGAAUUGAGAGUAACUGUUGAACUGUUGUGAGUAGAAGUGGAAACUUCUUAAUGAUCACUUUGUUAUUUUGCCCAGCAAGAAAAAUAAUUUUUGUAGCUUACAUGAAUCAUGUGCAAUUUUCUUAUCAAAUGUUUUUUUAAACACAGGUGUUAAGUACAUUAGCUGCUGGAUUUCAAGAAAAUGGCGAUGGAGAUUCUCCUCCCUCCAUUGAAGCUGUUGGAUUCUCUCCUCAGUAAGACAGUAACUUUAAUCCAAUAGCCUCAUUUUCACCUAAUGUUUCAGCAAGAGGUUGUAAAUUUUUUUCUCAGUCAACUCUUUAACUCCCAAAAGUGACCAACACACUUUACUGAAUUUGCCACAGUAACUCAACAUGGUGACAGCUGAUAUCAACCCCUAUUACCCAGUCGAUGAAAGCUUGUACAUAUACCUUAACAAUCUCCUGUAAAAAAUAUAUACUCAUGAUCAUGAGAGAAGGUUACAAGAAUUAUCACCAAAGAGAAAAAUUAAUGGUUUGAUCUUUUUUCAAAAUCUUUCAACUAAUGCUUUAAGGAAAUGUAUGGAGAUCAGAAUGAAGAAUUUGUAUGUAGAUAUUAGGGCUUCCCACUCCCACUGGAGUCUGUGUUAUAAAGAGUUGACUGUAAUCAAGGAAGAGCCCCUUACAAGCUCCUACUACAUCUUCACAGGCAUCCCACUUACCUAAGUGCCAAUAACUUGUAGAGGACUUUUAAUAGACUCUUUCUUUGCCCCACACUCGUGACAUUUUGGUAAUCAAAUCUUGCACAUUUAUCUUCACCAUCGACAUUCUUUAUUUUAGGCCAAUAUUUAAUUAGUUCACCCCAUUAUUUUAGUCACAGACAGCCCAUUUUUUCACACCAUUCUAGCACAGACAAACCAUUAAGCCAAGUUUACACUGUUUCUUCACAGUCAACCCAUGCUGGCAACUGCAUCCUUGAGUGGAGUACUUGGAGUGUGGGAUUUAUCAUCAUACAGACUUCGACAACAAUGUAAACACCCUGUAAGUACAGUGAAAUGUGUUACAUGCAUUUCUCGAGGAGAAUAAUACCACAACAGGCAAGCAGAUGGCAAGCAUACCCAUCUCUUUUGUGUAAGAGUCCCUCUCUAGAGUGAUCAAUUCAUCUAAGUUUUAUUUUUUUUUAAUGUUACAGGGUGGAAUAGUUCGACUCAAGUGGGACUCAGCAGCCCCUCUUAUAUACACAGGCUGCCUGGAUGGAGUCAUCAGACUGUGGGACAGUCGGUCUGGAAACUGUGAAAGAGAGUGGUAUGGACAUAGUGGAGAGAUCCUAGAUCUUGCUGUAGCAAGGUAGGUUAAUAUUAUUACAGUUUAUUAUAUGGUUACAAUAGUACACACACUCUGAUUGGGUGUUUUCUUGUGAUGACCGGGCAUUAUUAGCUAGGUGUCCAAGGUAUAUACAAUCUGUGUUUAGGAUGAUACUAGACAUCCUUAUGGACAUCAAUGUUAUGAUCAAUUGACAGCUGUCAAAAAGGGUAUCCACUGACCAGUGUCACCUGUCUGUAUCAUGGCUCAAGUGUACGACUCGUUGAGGUGUGACGUGUUUUUUAAAAGUUAUCUGCUGACCAAUUGUUAGUUUUAAAUGAUCGCAAUGAAAAGGCCAUGUAAUAAAUAACUUAUUAACCUCGUCUGUUUCGUCAUUAGAAGGGAAUCUCAGAAGAUGAGUCCUAGGACUCACCAUAACUAUUUGCAACAAAAUCACUGCUUUGCUACUAGCGUGAGUACACUAUAACAUCGGAAAUUAUUUCUUGUUGCAGAGAUGGAAGCUUUCUGGUGACAGGAUCUGGGGAUGGUACAGCAAGAGUAUUCACAGUACAAACGCCAGGGAGAUGA
Messenger RNA from Porites evermanni, 6790 nucleotides. The record is from the annotation of a GenBank genome assembly. NCBI's taxonomy places the organism in Eukaryota, Metazoa, Cnidaria, Anthozoa, Scleractinia, Poritidae.